AUGCGAAGGUUUCUCUCCAAAUUACAGAACCAGAAGACGCGUCGUUCCAUUGCAUUUCAAUCAUCCUUAGUACAGAGUAUUACUUUGAACCAAAUUCGUAGCAUUGGAAGCAAUGAUUUCAAGAUCCAUGCUCAAGGUGUAACCAACGUUGAGUUGGCGUUAUUUGAGGCCAAUUCUGGGAUUAAACCGAAUUCCUUUGCUCUUGUAAACCUAGUUGUUGCAGCCAGUGACCUGAACUGUCCCUCAUUCGGACAACAACUUCACAGUUAUGUUUUACGCUCUGGGUAUCUUUCCCAUAUAUAUGUCUCUGCCUCACUCAUCAAAUUUUAUGUUACAAUGCACUCUUUUAAUGAUGCCCACGCACUGUUCGUUGAAAUUCCUCAACCGAACGUCGUUUCUUGGAACACUUUGAUAUCUGGGUAUGUCCAUGCUGGGCACUAUCGAAAAGCUUUGUCUUUUUUCACGCGCCUAGAAAGGUCCCACAUUUGUGCUGACGCGUUCUCAUUCACGUCUGCUUUGGCUGCAUGCUCCCAUCUGAGUCUGAUCAAACUGGGAAGCUCAAUUCAUUCCAAGAUAGUGAAAAUGGGCAUGGAAAAUGGCGCUGUUGUUGCCAACGGUUUGAUUGACAUGUAUGGCAAAUGCGGGUCUGUUGAACAUGCUGUUCGAGUAUUCUCUGAGACCAUUGAAAAGGACAUUAUUUCUUGGAAUUCAGUCAUAGCAGCAAGUGCAAAAAACGGACACAUUGAACUUGCAUGCAAGUUUUUGCACCUUAUGCCCAACCCUGAUACUAUCUCAUAUAAUGGGUUGAUAAAUGGCAUUGCUCAGGCGGGGAAUAUGGAAGAUGCUAUUCAGAUUUUGUCAACUAUGCCAAGUCCAAAUUCAUCUUCUUGGAAUUCCAUAAUUACGGGAUUUGUGAAUAGGAAUCGAGCUAGGGAGGCUUUGGAUAUGUUCAGUAAAAUGCACUCAAGAAAUGUGCACAUCGAUGAGUUCACGUUUUCAGUCAUUUUAAAUGGAAUUUCUGGUCUAUCAGCCUUAACGUGGGGGAUGUUGAUUCAUUGCUGCGUAGUAAAGUGCGGUUUAGAUUCAUCCAUAGUUGUUGGAAGUGCCCUAGUUGACAUGUAUUCAAAAUGUGGGCAGGUAAAGAAUGCUGAAUUAAUCUUCGAUGCCCUGCCUAACAGGAAUCUGGUAAGCUGGAAUGCAAUGAUAUCUUGCUAUACUCGCAAUGGUGAUUUUCCACAAGUUAUCCACAUCAUCGAGUUGAUGAAGAUGGAAAGAGAUAUAAAACCUGAUGGUAUCACAUUCCUUAACCUUAUAUCCGCAUGUUCCCAUAAUCAAAUACCAUUUGAGGUUGCAAUUCAUUACUUUGAGUCCAUGAUUGAUGAAUAUAAGAUUGCACCAUCCGUUGAGCAUUGUUGUUCAAUGAUACGGGUCAUGGGGCAAAGAGGAGAGUUGUGGAGAGCAGAAAGGAUGAUACAUGAGCUUGGUUUUGAGUCGUGUGGAGUGGUUUGGAGGGCUUUGCUUGGUGCUUGUGGAACUCAGGCAGACUUAAAAGUAGCAGAGAGUGCAGCUGCUAAGGUGAUUGAAUUGGAGAGGGAUGAAGAUUAUGUUUAUGUGAUGAUGUCUAAUAUGUAUGCAUCUUUUGGAAGAUGGGAAGAUGUAAAUGUAAUAAGGGGACUCAUGAGUACGAAUAGAGUUAGAAAAGAAGCGGGUUCUAGUUGGAUACAAAUAGAUAGUUCUGUCCCAUCCCCACUAGCCCACAGUACAGGAGAGUCUCUCUCGGAUCUUCUAAAUAAGAAAUGA
Molecule: messenger RNA, 1800 nt
Organism: Abrus precatorius (Indian licorice)
Lineage: Eukaryota; Viridiplantae; Streptophyta; Magnoliopsida; Fabales; Fabaceae
Product: putative pentatricopeptide repeat-containing protein At5g47460
Exons: 1
Coding region: 1-1800 (599 amino acids)
Biological process (GO): RNA modification
Molecular function (GO): RNA binding; protein binding
Source: RefSeq, a predicted model, not a curated record